Messenger RNA from Dendrobium catenatum, 3155 nucleotides. RefSeq names its product vacuolar protein sorting-associated protein 53 A. Gene Ontology annotation, biological process: retrograde transport, endosome to Golgi. Lineage: Eukaryota; Viridiplantae; Streptophyta; Magnoliopsida; Asparagales; Orchidaceae. The transcript has 26 exons. Gene Ontology annotation, cellular component: GARP complex. The record is from RefSeq and is a predicted model, not a curated record. The coding region runs from base 420 to 2930 and encodes 836 amino acids.
AUGCGUAGUCUACUUCGCGCAAUCAGUCUCACCGCCAUUUCCGCCCAUAGAUCUCCGCUGAUGUCCUCUUACCGACUUCCCGUAGGCUCACCCCUUCGCCGUUCCAUCCUUUCCGUCCAUUACCCGCUGCCCUCCCAUUGAACUCACCGCCAACUAUCGCCGAUCUGCUGGACGUUAUCUCCCGUCGUACUCGCCGCUCGUCGCACUGAUACGCCGCCCGUCCCGCUGAAGUGCUACCCCUCGAAUUGUGCGGCGUGGCACGUAUGCAGGGGUGGAUAGCUGGGUAAUUUGUGUGCUAGCCCAAAUCCAAAUUGAUACCCUCCCUCACUAAAUUACUUGACCUGAUCCAAUACCUGAAUCCUUCCAGGUUCCUUUAUAUUUGGAUUGGGAAAAAAUUGGUAUCGGUCAGUCUAUGUGAAAUGGACAAGUCUAGUGCUUUGGAGUACAUCAACCAGAUGUUCCCUACUGAGGCAUCAUUAUCUGGAGUCGAACCACUUAUGCAGCAGAUACAGAGUGAAAUUCGUCGUGUGGAUGAUAGUAUAUUGGCUGCUGUUCGUCGACAGAGUAACUCUGGGACAAAAGCCAAGGAGGAUCUUGCUGCGGCAACAAAUGCUGUUCAGGAAUUGAUGCACAAGAUUCAUGAAAUUAAGACAAAAGCGGAACAAAGUGAAACAAUGGUCCAAGAAAUCUGUCGUGAUAUCAAGAAACUUGACUUCGCGAAGAGACAUAUAACAACAACGAUUACUGCUCUUCAUCGUCUUACAAUGCUUGUCUCAGCCGUUGAGCAACUUCAAGUAAUGGCCUCAAAACGUCAGUAUAAGGAGGCCGCUGCACAGCUGGAGGCAGUAAAUCAACUGUGUAGUCACUUCGAAGCUUAUAGAGAUGUACCAAAAAUAGCAGAGCUUCGAGAGAAGUUCAAGAACAUCAAAAAGAUACUUAAAUCACAUGUAUUUUCAGAUUUUUCGAGUUUGGGAACUGGAAAAGAGACGGAAGAAACAAAUUUACUGCAGCAGCUUUCAGAUGCUUGCUUGGUUGUUGAUGCAUUGGAGCCAUCCGUUAGGGAAGAGUUGGUAAAAAAUUUUUGCAACAAGGAACUAACAUCUUACAGGCAGAUUUUUGAAGGCGCAGAACUAGCGAAGCUUGAUAAGACUGAAAGGAGAUAUGCUUGGAUAAAGAGGAGAUUACGAACAAAUGAGGAUAUCUGGAAUAUUUUUCCAUCCGCAUGGCAUGUUGACUAUCUGUUAUGCAUCCAAUUUUGCAAGCUGACAAGGAUGCAACUUGUGGAUAUUCUGAAUAGCCUCAAAGAAAAGCCAGAUGUUGGAACACUACUAUUGGCACUACAGAGGACCCUUGAAUUUGAGGAAGAGUUAGCUGACAAAUUUGGAGGAAAUACAACCUCUCGAGAAAGAGAUUUUGGAAGUGAUGAAGAAGCAGAUGAGACUAAGAAUAAAAAUCAAAUUGUCUCGGAUAUCAGGAAGAAAUAUGAAAAAAAGCUCGCCAUGCAUAAUGGAGGAGGAAUAGAUCCAGACAAGAAUAAGGACUCUUCCGUGCCUGAUGCUGGGUUCAACUUUCACGGUAUUAUUUCAUCCUGUUUUGAGCCGCAUUUAGCCAUUUAUGUGGAACUUGAGGAGAAGACCCUUAUGGAACAUUUGGAGAAACUUGUUCAGGAAGAAACCUGGGAAACUGAAGAGGGUAGUCAGACAAAUAUUCUAUCAAGUAGCAUGCAGGUAUUCUUAAUAAUACGGAGAAGCUUAAAGCGGUGCAGUGCAUUGACCAAGAAUCAAACGCUGUUUAACUUGUUUGAGGUAUUUCAAAAAAUUCUUAAAGCAUAUGCAACAAAAUUAUAUGCUAAACUACCCAAAGCUGGUAUUGGUAUUGUUGCAGCGGCUACUGGCAUGGAUGUGCAGAUAAAGAUGUCUGAUAGAGAUGAGAGAAUGAUAUGCUAUAUAGUUAAUACAGCGGAGUACUGCCACAAGACGUCCGGUGAACUGGCAGAAAAUGUUUCAAAGGUCAUUGAAUCUCAGUAUGCAGACAAGGUGGACAUGUCUGAAGUUCAGGAUGAGUAUUCCGCAGUUAUCACAAAGGCUUUGUUGACACUAGUACAAGGUAUUGAAACUAAGUUCGAUGCUGAAAUGGUUGCAAUGACACGUGUUCCAUGGGCUAGUCUCGAAAGCGUUGGUGACCAAUCCGAGUAUGUCAAUGGCAUAAACUCCAUUCUUACUAGCAGUAUUCCUACACUUGGAAGCCUUCUUUCUCCCACUUAUUUCCAAUUUUUCUUGGAUAAGUUAGCAGCUUCUCUUGGCCCUCGAUUCUACUUGAACAUUUACAAGUGCAAGCACAUAUCAGAAACUGGCGCACAGCAGAUGUUGUUGGACACUCAGGCUGUGAAAACAAUCCUAUUAGAUAUCCCAACCUUAGGGAAGCAGCAGUCCACGGUUGCUGCUGGUUAUUCUAAGUUUGUAAAUCGUGAAAUGAGCAAAGCAGAAGCACUCUUGAAGGUUAUAUUGUCUCCUCUCGACUCUGUUGCUAAUACAUACCGAGCACUGCUUCCAGAGGGCACGCCGUUGGAGUUUCAAAGAAUACUUGAACUCAAGGGUUUGAAGAAAGCUGAUCAGCAAAACAUUUUGGAUGAUUUUAACAAGCAUAGUCCAGGCAUCAAUCACCCUUCUAUUCCUCCAUCAGUUAUUGUACCAUCUCAACCAGAUUCCGCAGUUGUUCCACAUACCAUAAUAACUUCUGCUGCUGCUACCACCACAGCCUCCAUAGGCGCGGCUGUCUCAGUAGCUAUUACAUCUCGAGAAGACGUGCUGACUCGUGCUGCUGCUCUUGGCAGAGGAGCUGCCACCACAGGCUUCAAGAGGUUCCUUGCCUUAACUGAGGCUGCCAAAGACCGCAAGGAUGGGGCUUUUCGGAAGCUCUUCAAUCCUUAAUAUGCUUCUUCUGUAAUUGCUCUGUAGAGAUUGCUUAUAUUUCAUAUUUUUUCUUCUAAACUGAUCCAUUCAUGUUUUUGUUUUUCCUGCUAUGGGAGGUCAUCCUUAAAGCUGGCCGGGUUAUAUCACCAUUGUUGUACAGUUCGGAUGCAAAUUAAGUACUGUGAAAUGAGUUUAGAUUUUGGGCUUAGUAUAAAUAAUAAGCAAUGACUAUAUUUGUAUUUA